Molecule: messenger RNA, 2819 nt
Organism: Owenia fusiformis
Lineage: Eukaryota; Metazoa; Annelida; Polychaeta; Sabellida; Oweniidae
Source: the annotation of a GenBank genome assembly
CAGGGUCUAUCUCCGACGAUGAUUGAUAAUCUCAUCACCAGCCAGUUUGGAAUGUCUAAAGCGUUCGUGUUUUUACUGGAUAACCGGAAGUAAGAAAUAUUUCCAUUAUUUUUAUCGAUCUAAUCUAUUCGUGAUAUUGCUAAUAUUUCUAUCCUUCAUAGACUUCAUGGAUACAUUCUAUCGAAUGUUUUAUGACCAAUGGUAACGAGGAUACAACUAUUACAUGGCUUCAUCUCUCUGUCCUGAACAUGUUCCUAGUAACAGUCCAGUGUAAUGAGUCUAGUCAAUGAGAUGAUACAGAGGGCAGAACCAUAAGUGUCAAGAUGGCAGAGGCAUCUGAAGGGAACAUUUCCCCCCCACCUGCUCUUCCUAUCAAAACUGGCAAAUUCAUCACAAAAGGAGUUGCAUCAAGAGUCAUUGUAGAUGACACUGGAGUCUUAACGUAUAUACCUUCAUUAGAUCACAAUCCUCCUGUGGCACUCCUAGUUGGUGAGAGUUCAAUAAAAGAAUGUCCCUCCACAUUCUUUGAGAUCAAGAUACUACAAACAGGGAAAUCACAAUGCUGUGCCUCCAUAGGGCUUAUACCAGAAGGAUACUCUGUUGGAAGGCAACCAGGCUGGAAGGACCCUUCUAUAGGCUUCCAUGCUGAUGAUGGACUGGUGUACAGGAACGGAAGAGGUGAAGGACAACAAGGCAAGUAUAGGUGUAAGAAAGGAGACGUCAUGGGCCUGAAGGUUACUAAAGCUGCAGACAAUAACUUCAGUGUGGAAUUCUACAAGAACUAUGAACUGGCCUACAAAUACAAGUGGCAGUGUAAGAGUAGGAAAAUUCUCCCUGCUAUAGGAAUGCACAAUGCUGGAGAACAGGUCCAUCUUCUCAACUUUCUGGCUCAUAAGGAUAGGAAGAAUCCUAUCCCAGGAGAUGUGAACCAGUUCAUAAUUAAAGGCAGGAGCAACUUAGUGGAGAUACAACCAGAUGGAAUACUAAGCUACUCUGCAACUGUUCCCAAGAGUCCAGUUGGCACAUUCAUUGGAAAACACUCUCUGAAUAAGGAGCACUCUAACUUUGAGUUGAAGAUUCUUGAAGGAGGGGCAUCAAGGACAAUCAGUAUAGGCCUGGUACACAGUGAGUACCAGUUUGAAAGACACCCUGGUUGGGAUGUUGGAUCUGUGGCCUAUCAUGCAGAUGAUGGCAGAAUAUUCCGUGAACUACUGACUGGUUCAGGGCCCCCAAUACCAUGUCAGAAAGGGGAUGUCAUGGGAUGUGGAUAUGUGACAACUGGAGUGCAAUAUGAUAGUGACGGGAUACCAUUGUGCAAUCAGAACAUUAUAGUCUACUUUACCAAGAAUGCUUGCAAGGUCCAUGAGUGUAAGUUUACAUACAGAGGGGGUGGUUUGCAUCCAACUGUUGGUCUACACAGUAGAGGAGAGAAGGUGCACCUGCUUAACUACUACAAUCAUAAUGAAAUUAAGGAUGAUAAAGACAAGGCUGCAGAGGCAGUUGGAGGAAUACCUGACAGUGAUUCUUCCAUAGAGAACCCCCUGGUGUCUUGUACAGUGUGCCUUAGUCUGUAUAAUGAGGAAGACCACAUGCCUAAACUUCUACCCUGUCAUCACUCAUUCUGCCGCAGUUGCCUUGAUACACUGCUGAACAACAGCAUUAUUGUGUGUCCUUCUUGUCGCAAAACUCACAGAAUUGCAGAUGGCGUAGAUGCUCUCCAGACAAAUUUUUAUGUCACGAAUAUGAAAGAGUUGUUACGUCGUGAUUGCUCUUUGGAGGAUAUCAUUGAGAAGGAGGUUAAACCAAAGGAGGUGAAGGGCUGCACAAAGCAUCACAACCAACCACUGUCGUUUUUCUGUGUGUCAUGCACAGCUGUCAUCUGCCGGGAUUGCACAGUUUUGGGACACAAUAUGGGGCAGGGGCAUGUUGUGAAAGAAAUAUCAGAAGUGAAAGAUGAGAAUUUGAUGGAUUUGAAAAACAUUCUAUCAAAGACUAAUGUUGCCUUUGACUUGCAGUCAGUGCUUAUUGAGCGUCUUGAGUUAUGUAUUGCAUCAUUGGACACAACACGUGAUAGCUGCCACUACCAAGUUGAUACAAAAUUUGACCAGUGUAUUCAGCAGAUGAAAAACAGGAAAGACUCUCUUAAAGAGGAAAUCGAUGAAUUAUACGAAAACAAGAAGUCUACCGUUGAUAAUAAAAUAAAAUUUGUUAAACGAAACCGUGAUUCAAUGCAUAAGCUCCGCUCGAAAAUUCAACAAGCAAUUGAAGCAGACAAUGUUGAGGAUAUUGUAACACUUGCUAGUGAUCAUAACAUUUUGUCGAACCUUGAUGCAAGUCUUUGUUCCUAUCACACUGAGAAUAUACAAGGACUCCAUAUACUGGACACAAAAGCCAAAGAACUGUUCGAAAAAAGCCUGAUGAUGUUUAAAUGUGCAAUCAAACAGAACACCCAAAACUGACAUGUUGGCUUCAAUUUUCAUGUUGCUCUGUACAGAAUAAUCUUAUAACAAAAAUGGAAGUGACCUCCAAAAAGAUGACUUGACAGUACUUAUUGAUUAUAUGUUCACGGAACUACAUUUAUUUGCAAAUCUCUUGUAAAAAGUCCACCUGCAGUAGUUAUAUUACUGAAAUAAUAAUUGAACUUAUGUAUGUGAUUAUUUGUAAUACUUAAAACUAUUUGGAAUAACAAAAUAGUACAUUGAUUUAAAAGCAUGUACAAUAAUAUCGAUAAUUCAAAAUUAUUGUACUUUAGUAUAACGUCAUUUAGAUUAAUUGCCAAUGCUUUUUGGUACAUGUACUUAAUAGUCUAUAACUUAUUA